Messenger RNA from Physella acuta, 1332 nucleotides. RefSeq names its product octopamine receptor beta-2R-like. Gene Ontology annotation, biological process: positive regulation of MAPK cascade; adenylate cyclase-activating adrenergic receptor signaling pathway. The record is from RefSeq and is a predicted model, not a curated record. Gene Ontology annotation, cellular component: plasma membrane. Gene Ontology annotation, molecular function: adrenergic receptor activity; octopamine receptor activity. Lineage: Eukaryota; Metazoa; Mollusca; Gastropoda; Physidae.
AUGAUCCUCAAUGAGGAAGAGCCGUGGAAAGCGGGCGGCGUUGGCCAAGUCCCAGCUGCGGGGAUUGUGCUGCAGUCGGUGAAGAGCUCAGCGAGUCAGGUGGUCUACUCGGUAGUACUUCAGACAGGCACCGCGAGGACUGGGGUCCCCAUCUUCAACAUGGACGACAACCAGACCCAGGACAACUUCACCAUAGCCGACCUGGAGAUGGAAGAGAACGACCCUGACAUUAACUCUUUGUCAGCCGUUGGCCUCGUUCUUCGAGGCAUGGCCAUGGCCGCGAUUAUGGUCGGGGCCAUAUUCGGAAAUGUGUUAGUUAUAAGUAGUGUACUACGAUUCGAACGACUUCGAGGGAUCACCAACUUUUUUAUAGUUUCUCUCGCGUUCGCGGACUUAUUAGUCUCUAUUUUAGUCAUGCCGUUCAACGCGAGUAUGGAGAUUUCAGGUAAAUGGGUCUUCGGUCGGACUAUGUGCGAUAUAUUUAACGCCAACGACGUGUUGUUUAGUACAGCUUCAAUCCUCCACCUCUGCUGCAUUAGUAUGGAUCGUUACAUCGCCAUCCUUCACCCUCUACAAUACGAAACUAAAAUGACUAGACCACGAGCUUUGUUCAUGCUCUGUGUCACGUGGAUAUCAUCCAUACUCAUCUCGUACAUCCCGGUGUACUCACAACUGUACACGACAGAGGAGAACAUGCAAGCACUCAUCAGUGACCCAGAUUCCUGUCCGUUUAUCGUCAACAAAGUCUACGCGGGCGUCUCAUCAAGCGUCUCUUUCUGGAUACCCUGCACGAUCAUGGUCUUCGUGUACGCCCGGAUAUUCAUGGAGGCACGCAAGCAGGAGAAGAUGAUCCAAUCUUCAGCGUUGUACAUGCAUUAUUCAGACUUAAGAAACGCUAAUGGGCUCGCUCUAGACGGUGAAGCGCAUAGAUCUGAACGCAGACGCAUGAAACGUGAACACAAAGCGGCGAAAACUCUCGGGAUAAUCAUGGGGGCGUUUAUACUGUGUUUUCUCCCUUUUUUCUCGUGGUACGUUGCCACAACAAUGUGCCGGGAUACCUGCCCGUACCCGCCCAUGUUAGGAUCCGCCUUAUUUUGGGUUGGUUAUUUCAACUCGUGCCUCAACCCCAUCAUCUACGCCUACUUCAACCGCGAGUUCCGCACGGCGUUCAAAAAACUUCUUCGCCUGGACCGUGUCCCGUGUGACGCCAGUUGUGACCCCACCACCCGGGCCCUCAACACGUCAUACGCCAAUCACAACGUCCUCAAUCAGACAAGGGAAACAUGUAACAUGGCCGUUCGUUUGUCCGAUAGCUCUGUGCAUCGACCAUGA